Molecule: messenger RNA, 4292 nt
Organism: Danaus plexippus (monarch butterfly)
Lineage: Eukaryota; Metazoa; Arthropoda; Insecta; Lepidoptera; Nymphalidae
Product: ceramide synthase
Exons: 7
Coding region: 327-1334 (335 amino acids)
Biological process (GO): lipid homeostasis
Cellular component (GO): endoplasmic reticulum; membrane
Source: RefSeq, a predicted model, not a curated record
CUUUUCGGUCUGUCACUUUUUUUCACUAGCGGUCCUCGAAGUUUUAUCAGAGAAAUAUAUUUGUAUAUUAUUAUUUAUUUAUAACAUAUUCUUACUUUCGGUCUAUAUUAUAAUUGCGAUUAGAAUGCAUUAGUGAUAUUGUUAAUUUAGUGUUCCUGUUAUUCAAAGAACAACAUGAUUAACAAGUGUAUGCAGUUUGAAGAUAGUGUAUGUGCAUGUGAAUAUUUCGACUAAUCAAGAUCCCUUCAAAAAGCAAAAUAGAGCCUUCAAGAAAAACGAAACUUGAAGAGUUAGAGACAGAAGAUAAAUACAAAAAACAGAUAACAAUGGCAGGUCAAAAGUCACAGACUCGUCACUACCGAGUUAUGAUGUCAGUGCUGGGUGUAUGCAAUGCUGGUUCUCUGGCUGCAGCAAUCAAUCUGGUGAUCAUACUUAAUCCGGACGACAGAAUUUCAAUAAAACGUGGGGCUGUCCUGACGGCUCUGGGAUUCGUGUACUUCAUGACUUUGUUUGAGCUGAUCAACAUGGCGGCCCUGUUCACCCAGGCUGGUGCGCGGUUCAGGCAAAAGUACAAGCUCAGCUGCGGAGAGGUUCUCGACAUUAGUAACAAAUUGGUGUCGGCUAUCCAGGCGGCUUUCUCAUGCGUGACUGGUGCUGUGGUGUGUGCUUGGUCGUGUACACGUGACCUGUUGAAGUCCUCCCACUUCAUGUCCGAGGCCUACGCAUGGUUCGGUGCCGCAUACUUCUUCUAUGACAUAUGGUCUAUGUAUAUGGUCCACGUCCACAUGACCACGAACGCGGACUACUUUAAGAACAGGAUCCGUAAAGUAUCGAAGCCCGAGGGUCCAGCCCCGGAGCCGGUCAAGCGACCCUCGUUCCUCUCGUACUGCAGACACGAGCCCGUCAUCCUGAUGCAUCAUCUGUUCAUCGGAGGAUUCGGAUUUUUGGUGAUAGUGUAUCUCCGCGGCGGGCUGGGCGACUGCGUCUUCGGGUUCGUGUAUCUGAUGGAAGCGUCGACUCCGUGCGUUUCGCUCCGCGGCGUCCUUUCUCGCCUCCGCCUAAAGAGUUCCCGCGCGUACCUCGCUAACGGUCUCGCUAUGCUGGUUGUGUUUCUUCUGUGCCGCGUCCUUAGCCUUCCGUACGUGUGUCUGUUGUACUCCCGUCGCCUGGGCCUACCGUACCUGGACGCCAUAGCGACUCUGCCUCUCGGCUGCAAGAUUUCCAUCUGCAUUCUGCUGUUGCCGCAACUGUACUGGUUUUACCUAAUGUCCGCGGGAGCCGUGAAGGUUUUCUUCGGCACCGGAAGCGGCCGGGAGCCGGAUCGCCGCAGAUGAUGCCCUCGGCGGAGCAUCCGGAGGCACUGAGGCCUCUACGGCGUCCGCUACAACCGGAUGCUGUAUUCUACGCACUAGAUAGAUAUGUUUUAGUUUUAAUUAUUUUAUGGUAUUUAUAGAGUGCGUGUGAUAUGGUGGUGGAGAUAUCGGUGUCGGAUGUCGCUAGAUAUAAAAUUCAGAGCUUGUUACGUCUUUUAAUAAAUUACGCCUCGAAUUGGACACCACCAAAGAAUUAAAUUCGUCGUGCCUUGUAGCGGCCGCUGUAAAUGAAACGCACAAACGUAGAAGCUGUUAUGAAAUGUUCAUCGAACAUUCUAGAACAUGUACCGUUAAUAGAGAGCUUUUUAAACAAAAGAUACCGAAGCAUUUCUAUCAAACAUUCUUUAACGUUUCUCUGCAUUUGUUUUCAUGCUUUAAGUUUUCAUAAUAUAAUGUUAUUAAUAUUAAAAUUUAUAUAAUCUCGAAUCUAAAUAAGUUCUGUAUGUUAUAUUAUAUAUUUAUAUAUUUUAUCAUAACGAUGUAAGCAUUCUAAAUGGCCUUUAUUAUUUAUGGUAAAUUUUCUAUCAUCAAUAUCGAAUAUUGUAAUGAUCUUGUUUUUUUUUUGUCUUAAACGAAAAUUAUAUAUAGAAUGAAUAUUUGUGAAACGUCCAUGUUGUAACGAUUUUUUGCUCAAAUGACUCAAGUCAGGGUUACAGUCGUUUGAAAUGUUAUAUAAAUUUAUUAUCUUAGUUCACAGAGUAUAAGCGCCUUUAUUCAAUUCGACAAAACCGUUCGUGUUUCCUCCAAACAGUACUCAGGAUUAUAAUUCGUCCUAUAAAUAAAAACGUUCACAUUGGCAGAAUAUUCAACGAUUCCAGUGCGAGCGAAGCGAUAGCAUUAAAAAAAAAUGUUCAUUAACAAACAAUCUGGUGCAAUAAAUUUAUUUAUAUCAAAUAAAUUUAGCUCUGCUAUAAGUUUGAUGUAACAUAGUGCUUAAAGCUGUCACUGUCUCAAUAUAAGUUACAUAUAACUUUAGAGUAAUAUUUCAAGUGUCUGGAGUUUUGGUCUUUGAGAUUGUUUUACAAAUUCAUAUAUUGUAUGUAAUUUGAGCUUAUAUUGUUUCGGCCUAUACGAUGUAGAAGACGUUGACGUUCAUACGACAAUUAAUAUUGGAAUUUUCGGUUAUAAUUUAAUAUUUAUAUUAAUAUAUAUAUAUAUAUUACUGUUGAAUACGAGAAUGACAUUGCUUUUAUUAAAACAUACCAGAAGAUCAAAAUAUUAUUCCAUUAAGUUUCCGAUAACGCCGUUUUGAAAUUCUUCAGAUCGAGCAAAAAAAUUAUCUUUAAUUUUUUAUCAAGUGUUUUUUAAGUCAGUAACACAUGAGUGAUAUAUGAACACUGAGGUCAUUUAAUGAAAUCUAAUUUUAGUUAUAAUAUCUAUUAAAUAAUGCUUUAAAAAAAUAAAACUUGUAAAAUGUUCUCCAUCUUGUACACUAUUCCUUAUAUUCUACAUGCUUUGUUGGCAGAACAGCGACGUCAUUAAGUAUUUGGUAAACUAAAUAUAUUUGUCAUAUGAACGUUUACACUCUCUUAAUUUUUCAAUAAUCAAGUUUUGAAUUGAUUGACCUUCGACUAUGGAAUUCAAAACUUUUUGUUUCCGUUAACUUACUGCGUCUGACCAUAAUGAAAAUACUAUAUAUACUAUAUAUAUAAAAUUGUUGAUUUGUUUUGAAUUUUGUAUAGAAAAGUCUAAUAGUAUACAAUAAUGCUGAAAUAUAUUUCAUGAGAGUGGUAAAUGUGGUACAAAUUAUAAUUUGAUUAUAAAUCCAUCAGUCGUUAAAGAUGAGGUGUCCUCAUUUUCUUGCUGUAAACAGUAGAGAAAUCAAGUUUCUCAUUUUCUUUAUGUUUAUAUACUUAUUUCAUAAAUGUACCUGUUAUGUACACUGAUAUAAUCUAUAUUUAUAUAUACUUUAUUUAUGUUAUAAACGACACCAUAAAGUUUCCUUGAUAUAAUUUAUAUUAUGGGAGCAUUUAAAUAAAUAUGUUAUUCUGUGUUACGUAUUCUUUGUAGUGUUUAUGAGGUUUCAUUACUGGUCACUUUGUUUUAGGAAUACUCCAAGAUCCUAUGAUACUAUGAUUUCAUCAAGUGUGUCAUGACAUUAGAGAAAGUAAUUCUAUCCGUCUGUCUAAGGGGUGAUAAUUUAAAAUUAUAGCUGUUAUUGGGUUAUACUUCUCUUCUCACCACUUAGCUACUUCAGAUAUCGCCUGAUGGAAUAAAUUAUUUUUAUUAUAAGAAAUAUUUAACUGCAUAGGAUCUUGGAGCACAGUAAAUGUAUUUCAGAAAAAUGUUUCGUCGCUUUUGUUGAGGUUCAAAUCUUCCGUUUGUAUCUUCAGUAUUAUUUCAACCAAAUUUAAUUGCGAGUCUCGAAGCCUAGGGUUUUCUUGAAUCUUCGAGCUUAUUUUAUAGGGUCAUUAUUGUGAAAAUGUCAUAUAUACUGGUAUUAAUAGAUUUACAUUUAUAAAUCGGCAUAUAAUUUUUUUUAAAAUAAUAUCGGAUUUAAUUGUCAGAGAUGUAAUAAAAAUUGGACUGUGCUUUGUGAAGGAAUUGUUAGAACUUGUCAUAUGCAUCUAAUACAGUCUUCCACAGCUUAAUAAAAUUUAUACUUACAACAUAAAUACUUCACAAAUACCCACAAUCUUCCUUUUUUGAAAAUUGUUUUUCAUAUAUUUCUUUUCAGUGACCAUAGAUUUUAUCUGUCAAGCAAACUUUACUGUUCUUGCUUAAUAGUUUUGAACUUUUGUCAUUCGUAAUAGAUGUAAAAUUUCUAUAACAGUUAAAUGUCACUCGGUGAUUGAUUGCCAUUUUGUAAAGUUUAAGUGUUACCAGUUUAUAUGUACUUUAUAAAAGUCAUGUAGUGAAUAGAGAUAGUGAAAUGUAUUAAAAAUUUUAUUUGUAAUAAUAAAUAGCAUUUUGUAAUCA